This is a messenger RNA of Ustilaginoidea virens, 5328 nucleotides long. RefSeq lists its product as uncharacterized. Gene Ontology annotation, molecular function: small GTPase binding; actin binding. Gene Ontology annotation, cellular component: cell division site; mating projection tip. Bases 1 to 5328 code for a protein of 1775 amino acids. The transcript is spliced from 2 exons. Gene Ontology annotation, biological process: barbed-end actin filament capping; actin filament bundle assembly; mitotic actomyosin contractile ring assembly. NCBI's taxonomy places the organism in Eukaryota, Fungi, Ascomycota, Sordariomycetes, Hypocreales, Clavicipitaceae. The record is from RefSeq and is a predicted model, not a curated record.
AUGUCGGCGGCCGACAAGUCGAGACAAUCGUCUGCGGGACGAUCACUCUUCUCCAGAAGUAAGAAUAAGGAUAAAAAAGCGACCGAUGUCGAACACCUCGAUGCCGGAGGCGCUUUAAGCUUCCGCUCCUCACGACACAAACGAGACUCAUCAUCUGUCGAUAUUCCAACGUCCCCUGAUCCCGGGGUCAACAUGAUGGCAGGAGUGAUAACGUCAAUCCCAUAUGACAAUAUGCCAUCUGGCUUGCGAUCCCCGAUCCCCGUUGACUAUUUACCCAAUCCCGACCAAGUGCCCGCGCGACGUGAACAUCUACCUCAUCAACUUAACAAGAACGCAGGGGACUUUCACCAGUAUCCCUCCUUCGAUCCGGCGACUUCUCGUCCAAGGGAAUCCAACAUGACAAUGGCGUCCACUGGCCGGCAAGCGCAAUAUCAGCAAUGGGGCCCGGGUCGUGGAAGUGUUGCCUCCACGGUAAAUGGGUCGCAUACCUCGAGAUUUGACUCAUACCUCGGCGCCAAUGGUGGCCGCAGCUCUGGCGAUAACCUCAGCAUAUUUUCAGGUAAUGCCGGCGUCCGUGAUACUGGAAGACUGUCACGCUCAUCCCAAGUAGCUUUACCAAGCGCGUCGUCGCAAAGUUCGUACGGGUCGCAUCAUUCCCACCGAGAAUCCCAUCGACUCACCAAAUUUCCCGGCCCCGGAGCAAAUCACGACGCCUUUCACUUCCCGAAACCGGACGAUGAUAAAGUGAUUGAGCAAAUGUUUUUGCAGCUCAUGCAGAAGCGAGGAUGGCACAACUUACCAGAGCAAGCUCGACGACAAAUGAUGGCCUAUCCACCACAGAAAAAGUGGACGCUGCUUCACCAGGAUCGUCUUGCCGAGUGGCAGGGGGAGCAAAAGAGGCGGCAGACUGCUCGAGCGAACCAAUAUGCUGCCCCGGACAUUACUACUUACUCUGAGGAGGAGGGAGCACCGGAAUGGUAUGUCCGAAAGGUCAUGGAGGACAAGCUCGACACCAAGGGGAUGGGCAGUCUGGAAGUCAAUCUCCGGACUCAACAGAUUGGCUGGGUAAAGAGGUUCGUUGAAUGUCAAGGCCAGGUCGCUCUAGUGACUUUGCUCCUCAAAAUCAAUCGCAAGACGGCAGCUGGUCCGGGUCCUGAAAAUACGCGCCAGGAGAAGAAUCUCGACAAGGAAUACGACAUCAUCAAGUGCUUGAAGGCCCUCAUGAACAAUAAAUUUGGUGCGGAUGAUGCUUUGAUGCAGCAAAAGGUUCUGGUGGCCCUGGCCACAUGUCUCAUAUCGGCAAGAAUCACCACCAGGAAACUCGUCAGCGAAAUCUUGACCUUUCUUUGCACGUGGGGACACAAUGGCGAGGGCCACGUCAAGGUUGUUCAAGCGCUGGAUGAGGUCAAAGCUCAGUCUGGGGAGAAUGGUCGCUUCGAUGCUUGGAUGCGCCUGGUCGAGGUCACUGUCGAUGGUCGAGGCAAGAUGGGCAGUCUUGUCGGAGCCAGUGACGAAGUCAGAACCGGUGGUAUCGGCAUGGAAAACCUGCUCAUGGAGUAUGCCGUAACAACACUGAUCUUGGUCAACAUGAUGGUGGAUGCGCCAGAGAAUGACCUCCAACUGCGGAUACACAUCCGGGCUCAGUUCACAGCAUGUGGCAUCAAGCGCAUCUUGACCAAAAUGGAGGGGUUUCAAUACGAGCUCCUGGAUAAGCAAAUCGAGCGAUUCAGAACCAAUGAGGCCAUUGACUACGAAGAUAUGCUUGAGAGGGAAAAUAGUAGCAUCAAGGACAGCGUGGAGGGCGACGUAAGGGAUCUCACCGACCCCGUGCAAAUUGCCGAUGCCAUUCAACAGCGCAUCAGCGGGAGCAAGGCUCAAGACUACUUUGUUUCUGCUUUGCAGCACCUUAUGCUCAUCCGAGCUCAGGAUGGUGAAGAGCGCCUUCGCAUGUUUCAGCUUGUCGACUCAAUGCUGAGCUACGUGGCCAUGGACAGGCGCUUGCCAAACAUGGACCUCAAGCAGAGCCUGAACUUUACCGUCCAGAGUCUCCUCGAUAAACUGCAUACCGACUCAGAAGCGCGACAAGCUCAGGAUGAGGCUCUCGAGUCGCGGCAGAUUGCCGAGGCUGCCAUGGCAGAGCGCGAUGAGAUGCGGGCUAGGCUUGAGCUUGGAGCAGAUGGCCUUGUCAAGAAGAUGCAGAAACAACUCGACGAGCAGGCACGGUUCAUCGAAGCUCAGAGAAGACAGGCGGACGGGCUCAAGGCCGAGAUCAGCGGCCUACAGACCAUCCGCGCCAAAGAAGCUCAACGGAACGAGCUGGAGACCAGAGAGCUGUACCUGAUGCUGAGAGACGCGCAAGACAUUGCUGCAUCUAAUGCUAUCAAGGGCAGCAAGCCCGGCGAAACCAAGGCGAACGAAAACGCAGCUCAGAUGCAAGGCAUUCUGGACCGACAGAGACUUAUGGAGCGUCUACAGAUGCAACUGGAGCGCCAAAAGACGCAGUACAAGCUGGAAGGGCGGGUUUGGGGAGAAGCCGGUGGCCCGUCCGAUCGAUUGCGCGCCCUGCGCGAGGAGAUGGACGACGACAACCUGGUAUCUCCAGUUGGCGGCGGAACCCCUCCGCGCGAUCUAACCAACAGUGUCCUGGGCAGCAUAAGUCGCCAAACCAGAACCCCCCGCAAGCCGUUGAUGACGAGCAAGGAUGCCGAUGACGAUGCCAUUGACGAGGGUGAAGACGCAGAGGGCGAAGAGAGCGUCAUUUACGAGCGCCCUCGCAUCGUGGAGAUGAAGCGACCCGUCAUCGAUCCCAAACGACAAGCAGGCCUUGUCCUCGAAAUCGGCUCAAAAAUAAAGAGAUUCGAUGGUAGCGACUCGGAAGAUGUCGAUGAUUCGAUUACGCCAUCCCAUCCAAGCUUGGAAUCCUCCACACCACUUACAUCGGCCGAUGGUGAGGCAUCAAAGGCCGAGGGACCUGCCGCAGCCGCUCCUCCAGCGCCGCCGCCGCCGCCGCCGCCGCCUCCUCCUCCUCCUCCUCCUCCGCCUCUUCCUAUGUCCGGCCAAGUCCUCGGCCUCCCUCCGCCUCCGCCUCCGCCUCCGCCUCCACCUCCACCUCCCCCGAUGCCCGGUCAAAUUACUGGAAACCCUCCACCUCCACCUCCACCUCCCCCGAUGCCCGGUCAAAUUACUGGAAACCCUCCACCUCCACCUCCACCUCCCCCGAUGCCCGGUCAAAUUCCUGGAAACCCUCCACCUCCACCUCCGCCGCCGCCGCCGCCGCCAAUGCCAGGUUCUGUACCAGGAUUCAUUGUCAUGCCACCCCCUCCGCCACCACCAAUGCCCGGGGCUAUGCCGUCAGGUCAUUUUCUAUCGCAAAAAUCCGCAUUCACAGCACCAUCGAGCAUCGGCCUGUCUGUGGCAAGACCUAAAAAGAAGCUCAAGGCUCUACACUGGGAGAAAGUCGACACUCCCGAAACCAGUCACUGGGCUGCUCACGCCCCUUCUGCUCAGGAACGAGAAGAAAAGUACAACGAGCUCAGCCGCAAGGGCAUCUUGGACGAGGUUGAAAAACUAUUCAUGGCCAAGGAAAUCAAACAGUUGGGUGGUGGAAGUGCGAAGAAGGGUGACAAGAAGCAAAUCAUUUCUGGCGAUUUGCGCAAAGCAUAUGAGAUUGCCUUUGCCAAGUUUUCACAGUAUUCAGUGGACAAGAUUGCGCAAAUGAUAAUCCAUUGCGACCCGCAAGUGCUCGACAACCAAGUUGUCAUGGAAUUCCUACAAAAGGAUGACCUGUGUAAUAUUUCCGACAAUGUUUCCAAGCAAAUGGCGCCAUAUAGCAGAGACCUGACUGGACCCGAUGCCAAGAGCCACAGCCGCGAACAAGAUCCUGCGGAACUGACAAGACAGGACCAAAUCUACUUACACACAGCGUUUGAGUUGCAUCACUAUUGGAAAAGCCGUAUGAGAGCCUUGUGGCUCACCAAAAAUUUCGAAGCCGACUAUGAAGAGCUGAAUGAGAGAAUGACCCAAGUCGUCAUGGUCUCGGAGAGUCUGCGCGACUCUGUAUCCCUCAUGAACGUUCUCGGUCUCAUUCUCGACAUCGGCAACUACAUGAAUGACGCUAACAAACAGGCUCGCGGAUUUAAACUGAGCUCCCUCGCCCGACUGGGCAUGGUCAAGGACGACAAAAACGAGUCUUCUCUGGCCGAUUUGGUGGAACGCAUCGUCAGAAGCCAGUACCCGGAGUGGGAGGGAUUCGCCAACGAUAUUGGCGGCGUCUUGACAGCGCAAAAGGUCAACGUCGAGCAGCUUCAAACCGACGCCAAGAAGUACAUUGACACGGUUCGCAACGUGCAAAUGUCUCUGGACUCUGGCAACCUCAGCGAUCCCAAGAAGUUCCAUCCCGAGGAUCGCGUCAGCCAGAUAGUGCAGCGCUGUAUGAAGGAGGCCCGCCGAAAGGCCGAACAGAUGGAGCUUUAUCUCGACGAGAUGAUGAAAACGUACAAGGAUAUCAUGACCUUUUACGGAGAAGAUCCCACGGACGAGAACGCCCGACGAGAUUUCUUUGCCAAGCUUGCUAACUUCUUGUCUGAAUGGAAGAAAUCCAAGGAGAAGAAUAUCCAGCUGGAAGAGAUGAAGAGACGCAAUGAGGCGUCCAUGAGACGAAAGCACGCAGCGCAAAAGGGUGCUGCUGCUGGGGCGCUAGGUGACGGAAGCGUGUCCCCAACAAGCACCGGGGCCAUGGACUCGCUGCUGGAAAAGUUGAGGGCAGCUGCACCGCAAGCACGAGACCAACGCGAUCGACGCCGUCGAGCACGUCUCAAGGACAAACAUCAGGUGCGCGUGGCCUCGGGUCAGGCGAUCCCCGACCUCGGCGAGAUACCCGAGGCGGAAAGCGGACUGAAUAGCAAGGGCCAAGCGAUUGACGAAGAGGGCCGUGCCGUUGUAAGCCCAGGAUUGAGCUCGCCUCGCGACGGUGAAGACGAUGUAGCCGAUCGAGCAGCCGCCUUGCUGCAAGGCAUGAGAGCAGAUGGAGCCGACAGUGCCGAAAAGAGGGAAAGCUUGCGGCAAGCAAGAAGACAAACGGCAGAGGAAGAGCGUCGUCUGCGGAGACGGAGGAGAGAAAAUGCCAGCAUGGCACAGAGCAGCAGCACCAGGGCAAAAGAAGCGGUGGCAGUUGGUGAGGAGGUCCCUCCAGACGUGCCCGAGACAGUAGAUGAAGAAGUGGAAGCAGAGCAAGAGGCGGAGGGUACGGAGCCUACAGAGCACAUGGAGCACAUGGAGCAGCAGGACCUACUGCAAGACAAGGAAGAACCAGGCGGACGAGGAGCGUAA